This is a messenger RNA of Acomys russatus (golden spiny mouse), 1971 nucleotides long. It is a transcript of the gene Slc28a1, whose product is annotated as solute carrier family 28 member 1. The record is from RefSeq and is a predicted model, not a curated record. The transcript is spliced from 16 exons. NCBI's taxonomy places the organism in Eukaryota, Metazoa, Chordata, Mammalia, Rodentia, Muridae. Gene Ontology annotation, cellular component: membrane. Gene Ontology annotation, biological process: nucleoside transmembrane transport; uridine transmembrane transport; cytidine transport. Gene Ontology annotation, molecular function: pyrimidine- and adenosine-specific:sodium symporter activity. The coding region runs from base 97 to 1971 and encodes 624 amino acids.
CCUCUCUCUCCCUCUGGUUCCUAGUCUCUCACCUGGCCCUUCCAUCAGCUUUGGACCCUCCCUCCCUGAUGUCUUUGUCUUUCAGCUGCCUGGCACAUGGCGGACGACAUGCUGAGGCACCAAGCAUCCAUCUCUCUCACACCUGUGGCCCACGGCCUGGAGAACAUGGGGGCCGAGUUCCUGGAGAGCAUGGAGGAAGGCCGGCUCCCACACGGUAACUCAAGCCUGCCGGAGGGUGGAGGCCGCUGGAACAAGGCCAAGUGGAAGGCCUUCUCCAGAAGGAGUCUGCAGCUGAGUGUGCAAGUGAGAAGCCUCUGCAGGGAGCACAGGCAGCUAUUUGGAUGGGUCUGCACAGGUCUGCUCUGUUCUGCGUAUACCGCCUUCUUGAUCAUCGCCUGCCUCCUGGACUUCCAGAGGGCCCUGGCUCUGCUGGUCAUCACCUGUGUGGUUCUGGUCUUUCUGGCCUAUGGUUUGCUAAAGAGGCUUCUGGGGUCCAAGCUGAGCCUGUGUGUGAAGUUUCAAGGCCAUUCCCGCCUGAGCCUCUGGCUGAAAAGAGGUCUAGCCCUUGCUGCUGGCCUGGGCCUGAUCUUGUGGCUAUGUCUGGACACAUCUCAGCGGCCAGAACAGCUGGUGUCCUUCGGAGGGAUCUGUGUGUUCCUUAUCCUUCUCUUCACUGGCUCAAAGCAUCACCGCGCUGUGUCAUGGCGGGCUGUGUCCUGGGGCCUCGGGCUGCAGUUUGUGCUUGGACUCUUUGUCAUCAGAACAGAACCGGGAUUUGUUGCGUUCCAGUGGCUGGGUGAUCAGAUCCAGGUCUUCCUGAGCUACACGGAGGCUGGCUCCAGCUUUGUCUUCGGGGAGGCUCUGGUCAAGGAUGUCUUUGCCUUUCAGGUCUUGCCCAUCAUUGUUUUCUUCAGCUGUGUCAUGUCAGUUCUGUACUAUGUGGGCCUCAUGCAGUGGGUGAUCCUGAAGAUUGCCUGGCUGAUGCAGGUCACCAUGGGCACCUCGGCCACUGAGACCCUGAGUGUGGCAGGAAAUAUCUUUGUGAGCCAGACCGAAGCUCCUCUGUUGAUCCGGCCCUACCUAGCAGACAUGACACUCUCUGAAGUUCACGUUGUUAUGACCGGAGGCUAUGCUACUAUUGCCGGCAGCCUCCUAGGCGCUUACAUCUCCUUUGGGAUUGAUGCUGCCUCCUUAAUUGCUGCCUCUGUAAUGGCGGCCCCUUGUGCUUUGGCCCUGUCCAAGCUGGUUUACCCGGAGGUGGAGGAGUCCAAGUUCCGGAGUGAGGAAGGAGUGAAGCUGACAUAUGGAGACGCUCAGAACCUCGUGGAAGCAGCCAGCGCCGGGGCUGCCAUCUCAGUGAAGGUCGUUGCCAACAUUGCUGCCAAUCUGAUUGCCUUCCUGGCUGUACUGGCCUUCAUCAACGCUGCCCUCUCCUGGCUGGGGGACAUGGUGGAUGUCCAGGGACUCAGCUUCCAGCUCAUCUGCUCCUACGUCCUGCGGCCUGUGGCCUUCUUGAUGGGUGUGGCCUGGGAGGACUGUCCCGUGGUGGCUGAGUUGCUGGGCAUCAAGCUGUUUCUGAAUGAGUUUGUGGCCUAUCAAGAGCUUUCGCAGUACAAGCAGCGCCGCCUGGCAGGGGCUGAGGAGUGGCUUGGUGACAAGAAACAGUGGAUCUCUGUCAGAGCAGAAAUCCUGACGACAUAUGCCCUCUGUGGAUUCGCCAACUUCAGCUCCAUCGGCAUCAUGCUGGGAGGCCUGACCUCCUUGGCCCCUCAGCGGAGGAGCGACUUCUCCCAGAUUGUGCUGCGGGCACUUAUCACAGGGGCCUGCGUGUCCCUGGUGAACGCAUGUGUGGCAGGGAUCCUCUACGUGCCCAGGGACGUCGAGGUGGACUGUGUGUCUCUUCUGAACCAAACCCUCAGCAGCAGCAGCUUUGAGGUGUACCAAUGCUGUCGCCAGGUCUUCCAGAGGUGA